AUGAAAUGGAUGAGAAACAACUAAGCUUCAGCUCAUGUUACAUCACUGGUUGGGGCAGCUCAGUGUUAGAAGGAAUGUUAUUUAUCACUCUUCAGGAAGCUGAAGUUAAUCUUAUUGAUACUGGAAUCUGCAACCAGAGAAGCUGGUAUAAUGGCCAUGUUAAUGACAACAUGAUCUGCGCAGGAUUUGACAAAGGAGGAGUUGACACAUGUCAGGGUGACAGCGGAGGCCCUCUACAGUGUUACAGCGAAGACAUGCAGAGAUUUUACCUUUAUGGUGUGACAAGUCAUGGAGAGGACUGUGCAUUGCCAAACAAACCUGGCAUAUAUACUCGUGCUAGCCGGUACACCGUCUGGCUGAGAAAAGCUGAAGCAAGGUCUGUAUCUGCUGCCUCAGUCACAGAUCUGCCAGUUUUUAAAUUAAUCUCAGCCCUGUUUUUCUCUGCCUGGAUGGGCCUGCUAAUGUGAGCCGACCCCAUCAGACAUCACAACAGCUCUCUGUGCUGCU
Messenger RNA from Sinocyclocheilus anshuiensis, 507 nucleotides. RefSeq names its product acrosin. The transcript is spliced from 3 exons. The record is from RefSeq and is a predicted model, not a curated record. Lineage: Eukaryota; Metazoa; Chordata; Actinopteri; Cypriniformes; Cyprinidae. Bases 6 to 467 code for a protein of 153 amino acids. Gene Ontology annotation, biological process: proteolysis. Gene Ontology annotation, molecular function: serine-type endopeptidase activity.